GGCCGCCAGGGAGGUCCACAUUUUGCUCAGUUGGAAUGCGGUAGGCGGGGCCCGUUAUGCUCGUGUCAAACUUUGGGAAUGACAGGAGUGCUGCAGGAUUCUCAAAGAAGAGGAAGAAGAAGAAGUGUCGCCCUUGUUGGUCUCUGUUUUGGAUUACUUUGACUUCUUUUUUUACGCACAGUCUUUGGGAUUCACCACCUUUUCCCACAGAUAAGUAGCAGACUUCCUCAGCCAUGUCGGAGGACCUGAGCUCCCAAACCUGGUCCAUCAACAAAGAUGAUUAUGAGCUACACGAGGUGAUUGGGAGUGGGGCCACAGCGGUGGUUCAAGCAGCCUACUGUUUACCACGCAAGGAGAAGGUGGCCAUCAAACGCAUCAACCUCGAGAAGUGCCAGACUAGUAUGGACGAACUCCUGAAAGAGAUUCAGGCCAUGAGCCAGUGCCACCACCCCAACAUCGUGUCUUACUACACCUCGUUCGUGGUGAAGGAUGAGCUGUGGCUGGUCAUGAAGCUGCUCAGUGGUGGCUCCGUGCUGGACGUGAUCAAGCACAUCAUCUCGCGAGGCGAACACAAGACGGGCGUCCUGGACGAGGCCAGCAUAGCCACGGUGUUGAAAGACGUGCUCGAAGGCCUGGAGUAUCUCCACAAGAACGGACAGAUCCACAGAGAUCUGAAGGCUGGAAACAUUCUCCUCGGGGACGACGGUUCAGUGCAAAUCGCAGACUUUGGCGUCAGUGCCUUUCUAGCCACAGGUGGUGACAUGACUCGAAAUAAAGUGCGCAAGACGUUUGUGGGAACGCCAUGUUGGAUGGCCCCGGAGGUCAUGGAGCAGGUGAGGGGUUACGAUUUCAAAGCAGAUAUUUGGAGUUUCGGGAUCACAGCCAUCGAGCUCGCCACGGGGGCCGCACCUUAUCACAAAUACCCGCCAAUGAAGGUCUUGAUGCUGACGCUGCAGAAUGACCCCCCGGCCCUGGAGACCGGCAUCACAGACAAGGAGAUGGUAAAGAAAUACGGGAAAUCCUUCAGGAAGAUGGUCUCCCAGUGUCUACAGAAGGACCCGGAGAAAAGGCCGACAUCCAACGAGUUGUUGAAGCAUAAAUUCUUUCAGAAAGCAAAGACCCAUGAAUAUUUACACGAGAGGUUGCUUCAGAGGGCGCCUACAAUAACAGAGAGGUCGAAAAGGGUACGUCGGGUGCCGGGUUCGAGCGGUCGGCUGCAUAAAACGGAGGAUGGCGAGUGGGAGUGGAGCGACGACGAGUUCGAUGAAGAAAGCGAAGAGGGCAGAGCAGCCGUCGCCGCCUUAAGGUCACCAAGAGUGAAGGAAGGAUCACAGAAUUCAGAGGUUUUCCAGACUCCUGAGCCUUCAAGUAGUCAACUCCACCCGACGGCCGCAGGUCAGGCAGAACUACCUCAGCAUGCAGGCCAGGUUCCACUGCAGCCCACACGAGUCAACGCUCAACCCACUGCCACGGCUACGUCUCCCACAGCAGGCGUACCCGCUGCUGCUGCUGUUCCCACACAGGCGCUAGCUGGCACGGGGGAUGUCAAGGCUCCCAUUAGUUUGGUAUUAAGGUUAAGAAAUUCAAAGAAGGAGCUAAAUGACAUCCGCUUUGAAUUCAUGCCAGGAAGAGACACAGCAGACGGUGUGUCUCAGGAGCUGGUGUCAGCAGGCCUGGUGGACGGGAGGGACUUAGUAAUAGUCGCUGCAAAUUUGCAGAAAAUAGUUGAUGAGCCUCAAUCCAAUAAAAAUGUCACUUUCAAACUGGCCUCUGGAACUGAGGGAUCUGAAAUACCAGAUGACAUCAAAUUGAUGGGCUUUGCUCAGCUCAGCAUUAGUUAAACUGUUGUACUACCUGGGACCGUGACUUGCCUAAAAAAUGUGAAAAUAAUAAAAAAAAUAGUUAAAUGCAUUUUUUCUUUCUAUGGCUGUAAAGAAACCACUACUGCCAAAGAAAA
Molecule: messenger RNA, 1957 nt
Organism: Sebastes umbrosus (honeycomb rockfish)
Lineage: Eukaryota; Metazoa; Chordata; Actinopteri; Perciformes; Sebastidae
Gene: oxsr1b
Product: oxidative stress responsive kinase 1b
Exons: 18
Coding region: 234-1841 (535 amino acids)
Biological process (GO): protein phosphorylation
Molecular function (GO): protein serine/threonine kinase activity; ATP binding
Source: RefSeq, a predicted model, not a curated record